Erpetoichthys calabaricus (reedfish) is the source of this 2570-nucleotide messenger RNA. RefSeq names its product synaptoporin a (gene synpra). NCBI's taxonomy places the organism in Eukaryota, Metazoa, Chordata, Cladistia, Polypteriformes, Polypteridae. The transcript is spliced from 6 exons. Gene Ontology annotation, cellular component: synaptic vesicle; synaptic vesicle membrane. The record is from RefSeq and is a predicted model, not a curated record. The coding region runs from base 234 to 1130 and encodes 298 amino acids.
GGCGCUUUCUUGGUUUUGUCGGCAGCCUGCCGCGGUUCGACUCACUCCGUGCGGAGUCGUGAUCGAGGAGCGGAUUCGCGCAGGAGUCACGGGAGCGUGAGCGUCAAAGGGGGUCCGCCUGGGCAUCGGGACUGCUGGAGCGUGCGAGUGUGUGCAAGAGAGCGCAGAAACAGCUGGGCAGAGCCGAGUCAAGUCAAGAGCGUCGUCGGGCACAUCGGGGAGGCUCUUCUCAAAUGGAUACCGCUAACCAGCUCGUGUCAGUUGGAAGGUUUGGAGUGGCGAAGGAGCCCCUGGGGUUUCUGCGGAUUUUAGAGUGGCUUUUUGCAAUUUUUGCAUUUGCAACAUGUGGCGGCUACUCGGGACAACUGCAAGUGAGUGUCGAGUGUGCAAACAGGUCAGAGAGCAUCCUGCGUAUCCCCAUCGAGUUUGCCUACCCUUUCAGAUUGCACCAGGUAUAUUUUGAUGUUCCGACAUGCAGAAACUCAGCCCGGGAGAGGGUGUUCCUGGCUGGAGACUAUUCUUCUUCUGCCGAGUUCUUCGUCACCAUCGCUGUCUUUGCUUUCCUAUACUCCUUGCUGGCUACUGUAGUCUACAUUUUCUUCCAGAACAAGUAUCGUGAGAAUAACCGAGGGCCUCUCAUUGACUUCAUUGUCACCGUGGUGUUCUCAUUCAUGUGGCUGGUGAGCUCCUCUGCCUGGGCGAAAGGACUCUCUGACGUGAAGGUGGCCACCGACCCCGAGGAGCUCUUCUCUGCUGUGGCUGCUUGUAAAAUUCCAUCCAACAAGUGCGUGGCCGUGCGCUCGCCGGUGUGGUCCAGCCUGAACACUUCUGUCGUGUUUGGUUUCUUAAACUUCAUUCUGUGGGCUGGGAACAUUUGGUUUGUGUUCAAGGAGACAGGCUGGCACUCCUCUGCCCAGAGGUACCCGUCAUCAACUUCGGAGAAGCAGCCGAGCAGCUACAACCAGCAGUCCUACAACCAAGGAGGGUAUGAGCAGGAAAGCAUUGGCCAGUCUGGCGGCUUCAACCCACAGGGAGCCUAUGGGCAGCAGUCAAACUACGGCCAGGGAGGUGGAUACGUCCAGUCGGGGUACACCCCCAGCGGGCCCACCUCCUUUACCAAUCAGAUGUAAUGGCUGCUCAGCCCCUCACUGCUGCAUUCAUAAGUCCAGAAGGAGUACAAGCAGUAGUAAAGGGGCCGCUCGGUGUUUGGGCGUCUCCUCUGUGUUUAGUAGUCUAGUGACUGAGGGGCCAUGGUUCCUGUUUGUCUAGUUUUAGGUAGAUCCAUGAUGAUGUUACUAAGGGUGGCGAAGCCCGACUUCAGUAUCGUAUGUAUUAUAUAAACUCAUUUUGCUUUCUUUAUUUUGUAUGUUCAUUUGGAGGGGGGGGGGGUUGACCGUUUAGGGUGGCGGGGUACGUCGUAUUCCACUCAUCCACAUGUGUCGUGCUUGGUUCCACGCCACAGGCCACCAUGGUCCCGUGUUUUUUGAAUUGUUUUACACUCUUGUGACAGAAAGUGACCAUUUGCAUUAAUGAUGACAUUGUGGUUUUAUUCUCUUAUUUUAGAAAUGAAAAGCAUGAUAAUCGUGUCUUGCAAGUUCUCAACUGCUUGAGUGGACGUGCAAUAAAUUUAUUUUUAUAGCUUACUGGCUAGUUUUUUUUCGAGGUUCUUUGUGCGUUUUUUUGGGAAAUUACAUUUGUACUUUUUGUAACACCCGAAAACCUUUUGUAAUGUGGGUUUGGAGUUUUUGACUUGUUUGUUGAAAUUUUAAGUGUUUUUUUUUUUUUAUUUAAUUCUGACUGUCGAUAAUCUUGAAUAUAUGAAUAUAUUUAUUUAUGUAUGAAAACCGAAGAUCGCGUUUCCUAAGACCUUGAAGCUCUUCUUGCACACGACUCUCUCCCUACCCGAGAACGCUGUAGUUGAUAUUUCGUGACUCCCUCUCAUGGUUGUGGUUAAUGAACGAUUUCUGACAUUUCCUUUCUCUUAAAUGUACAAAUGAGCUUUAUAAAAGAUUUUUAGCAAAAAGCAAGCAAGCACUUCAGUUGAGAUCAAGCCUCUUCACGCUGGCAACUUCCACUGGAGUGAAAUGCACGUAUGACGCAAAUCCAACGGGCAGCUGGAGCUCAACGAGAAGGACCAAAAACAAAACAUCAUGUGAACAUGGAACAUUUUUCAACAUAGAGGAAAAAAAAUAUAUAUAUAUUGCAACCUUUGCAGAGAACGAUGUUUGUUUAUACACGAUUUUGCUCGCAUGUACAAUAUGUUUCUAUGCCUCAAGAAUAUUCCAGGAAAAACAAAACACAAAUCCAUUGACAUUCUGGUAACGAUGCCAUGAAGAUUUCCCUCCUGUGACUGAACUUUGUGUCUUGACCUCCAAAGCAUGUGGUUCCACCAAUUCCUGUGAUGCAUUAGUAGAGCGAGACCUCAGGCCAUCCUUGUGUUCGAUGUUGUUCAUUAUAGCGUGACGAGAUGGCAUCCAAAUACUCGUAACCUGUCAAGAGUUCAUCCGUGUGAAUGGCACUGUAUAUGCAUUUCAGAUAUUGGUAAUAAAGCUGUUGCAAUGAGCCCUACA